Ooceraea biroi (clonal raider ant) is the source of this 2329-nucleotide messenger RNA. RefSeq lists its product as uncharacterized. The record is from RefSeq and is a predicted model, not a curated record. NCBI's taxonomy places the organism in Eukaryota, Metazoa, Arthropoda, Insecta, Hymenoptera, Formicidae.
CGGAGUGUGCCCGGCGCGCGAGCGUGAACGGCUUCCGCAUGGCGCAGUUUUUUGAUUAACGCUCGCGUAAUGUCCAUGACGAGCGCGCCCGCGCGCACGCUCGAGUUUCGCAUUUCCGAUUUGCGAAGAGUCCGCUGUCACGAGGUAUACAACGAUGACGGAGAAAUUCCGUCCCGAAUGGAAAAAUCUCGACAGCGCGACUGAUUUGUGACUAACUUCACGACUUCCCGAACAUCGCAAAAUGGUAGUGCGAGCGAGCGCUGCGUCUCACGUAUUGCCGCAUCGUCGAACGUAACGCCGAGCGUCGCGCGCGGCUAAUGUCGCGUAAGUUAUCCGAUAUUUGCCGGGUAAUGUCGCGUGACUCGUUCGAUAUUGCGAGAUUAAUACUUUUAGCGUCUCCUGCGGCCUUCUGUCGCGGUUAAAUGACACAUACCCGCCCAUCCACUUACAAGCUAUGGACUUUCGAUCGCACUGUCGAUGUCGAAUUCACGAUGGCGGCCAGCGCGUCAACUUCAUAGUCCGACUGGUUUCUCAGAAUACAUUUUGACAACAUGCCGAGAACCAACCGCGGCGUCCUGCGGUCUCGUCGGAGUUUACGAGAAUGCAUAUCAUUGGCCCUAUUGUGCGGUUUACGGACCCAGGCAGGAGCACGAAAGGGCCCUUUUCGAGAUGCUUGUACGAAGAUCGAGGGGGCAGGAAUUUCAUGCUUCUGGGGAAGUGUGCACAUAUUGGCGAGAAAGGCAGUCAGUAACAGAAAUCGAAUAUUAUGGUACGCUAUUACAUGGGGGUACCAGCACAUCUAAGGCCGAUGUAUACGUGUCUGUUUUCCCAUCCUGAUUUCUCUCGAGCCAGGGAAAGCAAAGAUCGUCCUUAAACCGGCGACACUCUCGACAGCCAGAGAAAAUCAGCACGGUUAGAGAGAAGAUAAUUAAUGGCAAGCGUCCGUGCAAAAAACCUGCUCACGUCGUUCGCACUUGUGUGCGGUGCUGUUAAGGAUUAUAAAUUGUUCGCCGUUCUUUUCGAAAGAUUCGCCCGUCCGUCGUCCAUUGCGCUCUUGCGUAACAACAACGAGCUUGCGAGCUUCUCAACCCUGUCCACGCUGUGCGCUUUCCAGCAGAUCGCAGUAAUGAACGCGUCCCGUGUUCGCAUUCGGCGCGAGUCCGCCGUUAUUGCAUUGCUUGCGCUAAAUAAAUUAUUCCGCUUGGACUUUGUGUACGCGAGGUGUUGCAAGUCGGUGUCCCCCGGAUGGCAGAUACAUUAGAAGAGCCAGCGCUCGUCGAUCGGAGUUUCUCUUGUGAGAAUUUCGAAUAUGUGCUCAAAAUAACUCGUACAUCCAUUAUCCAUAAAAGAAUGUUCAAUGAAGGAAAAUUUAAAUAAAACCUGAAAAUGAGAAACAGAAGAAGAAAAAGAGAGAACGAGACAUUAUUAAAGCUGUAACAACAAUCAUUAGGUUUUAUAAGGAUAUGCUUUAAUAAAUUUGAAUACUUUUUUAAAAUUUGAUUGAGAGAAGAUUCAUAGACGACAUGAAUUAAAAAUUACAUUCUUUUCUUUGUUUGUAUUUUUGCUAUUUUAAAAGAUACUUUAGCUUAUACUCUCUCACAUGUAACGAGUAUAUAUAUAUAUGUAUAAUACACGUGAUAUAUCGUUGCACAGUAUCGUGCAUGCUGCAUAACUCAACAAGAUAUUGGAUGCUCUAUUAUCAUAGUAAACCUCUGUUCCUCAACGGUCCUUUGAUGACGUAAUUAUCUCCAGUAAUUAAAGUACACAUAUACUUCGGAUAAUUAUUGGCUCUUUAGUGACAUAUUGCUUACAGAAAUUCGAAGCAAACUACUUUUUAUUUCGAUCAACAAAUUAUUAUCCAUUAACAGUAUAUUAUAUGUUUACAAUAAAUUAGCCCGACUAAUAUCUUAAUAUCUAUUGCGCUUCAUAUAGGUAUAUUUUAGAUUUUAUUAUUGACAUGCACUAUUAGUUAUUAUACAUUCAUUAAUAUUUGUAUAUUUUCUGUAUAUUCAGUUAUUUAAAAUAAUAUACAUAUACACAUUGACAAAAUUUAUUGUAUAAAAUAAACUGUUAAUAAUAAUAUCUUGUCUCGAUAACAGGGGCACAGACUGUUGACGAUAGAUCAAGGUUCUAAUUCCUCAAUCGUCUAAUGGAAUGCGAAAAUUAGAAAAGCGGACGAGGGCACACAUGCGAUCUUCAUCGAUCCCAUCCAAAAGUGUCAUCACUCAGAGGUAGUGUCCGUGGGUCGCGAUACACGAUCGGUAGAUAAAAGAAACGUGAUGGAACUCCUGCUACUGUUGCAACCCGACUAUGCUUCCCAGAGCGAGAA